AUGGCACGAGCUGAGCUGGCCCGAAACAGAUCGUCCGCCAGGCCAGCACACCAUCCCAUCCCCUCUUACCGUCCACAAGGACUCGAGAUGAAGGAAUUCCACUAAGUUGGCUCUUACUAUCCCAGCCUAUACUUGCCAGGAUCCAUCAUGCAAGCUAUCUGCAAUGUAACAUCAUUGCUUUUUGCUUUAGGCAAAGGCACAUGCAUGAAGAUCUCCGCUAAUGCGUGCAGAGACCUGAUUCGAGGACGGCAGGAAUCUCUUUAACGCUGCAGUGAUAGGAAAGGAGGGCCUUUCCAUGGAACCUGGUUGGUUAAGACCAAGGCGUUAUCUUCUGCAUGGUCGCCUUGGUGAGUCCCAGAUCCAGUACGCUGGGAGCGCCGUGACAUGGUUACAACCACUUAUUGCCAGGCAUGCAAGUAAUUCCCAGCUUAGCGCGGGAAUGUCGCCUCCUCGGAAACAUGGUAUAGCCUAGAAGAAAGCAGCAGAAUACCCUUUUGGUUAAAGAGCGAGACAGUUACGGAGGCGUUGAAUGAACAAUGACCCGACUGUAGCUGGGUGAAACGGAGGAUCUGGUGGGAACGGGGGAGUAUAAUUGGGUAUACA
This is a messenger RNA of Aspergillus costaricaensis CBS 115574, 603 nucleotides long. RefSeq lists its product as uncharacterized. The record is from RefSeq and is a predicted model, not a curated record. Lineage: Eukaryota; Fungi; Ascomycota; Eurotiomycetes; Eurotiales; Aspergillaceae. The transcript is spliced from 3 exons. Bases 296 to 472 code for a protein of 58 amino acids.